Molecule: messenger RNA, 1194 nt
Organism: Podospora anserina S mat+
Lineage: Eukaryota; Fungi; Ascomycota; Sordariomycetes; Sordariales; Podosporaceae
Exons: 1
Coding region: 1-1194 (397 amino acids)
Source: RefSeq, a predicted model, not a curated record
AUGAAACCAUCAUCAGCCUUGGAGCAGCAUCAGUGCUUUCUCUUAAGAAUAUGGCCCUGUCUCUUGUUGCACCUCCUUGCACUUUUCUCACCAAUCUCGCCAGCAUCUUUCAGCAACUCCAACAUGAGGUUACACACGGCAGUCGCCUGCAUGGGCCUUGUGCAGUUAUCGUGGGCCGUCAAAAAGUGCUACUACCCCAACGGUGUUGAGGCCACGACCGACACGCCAUGUCACCCCGAAGCAGAGGACAGCAUGUGCUGUUUUAAAGGGGGGUCGUAUGGGCGGGCCUGUCUGUCGAACAAGAUGUGCCAGGCUCCGGAUGGGAAGAUUAUCAGGGGGACAUGCACUGAUCGAAACUGGAAUUCGCCAGAGUGCGCCUCUUUUUGCAUGAGUUCGUUCAUCCUGGUGUGUUAUUUUGGACUGGUAAGGGCUAACACCGAAGGAAUAGAUGUCGGCGGCGGGGGAGCAAACCUCAUAUCAUGCUCCAAUGUCACAGACAAAGACACGUCGUUUUGUUGCGAGAAGACAGAGACGGGGAGGUGCUGCGAUGAUGGGAUAGGGCGAUUCGAGGUAAUGCCGCCGAGGCCGGUCACGUUGGCUCUUUGGGAUUCCAGCGAGGGGUUUUACACGCCUUUGGCUCAGGUUUCGAGUUCGAGUUCCACUUCGACGACAACUAAACCCUCAACGCCGUCCUUCGAACCUAGUCCGACCACAGCGACAAACGCCAGUGGCCCAAAGGAGACUGGAUCGGGCGACAACGGCUCGCCGGGUGGCUCAACGAGAGAUGGCUCAACAGGGGGCUCAGGCCAAGACCCAGGCCCUUCGUCCUCAUCAUCAGGAGGCGGGCUUCCCGUAGCAGCGCAGGUCGGUAUUGGCGUGGGCGCAGCUAGUGUUGUCAUAAUGGUCUCAGUUAUUGCAUGGCUGAUGUGGAAACUCCACAAGACCAAGAGGGCUUUGGUCGAGCCGGUGGCACCUUUUCUCGAUCCGUCACAGCAGAAACCCUCUCCGUAUCUUCAGGAAUGGCACAAGCAGCAGCAGCAGCAACAACAAUACCAGAACGCGACGGAACUGCGAAGUGGGCGGGAUUGGGAUCAGGCACAUCAUGGAGCAGCGACACCUGGGUCAGCGGAACUGGCACAUUACGGCCCGCAGGUGUCUGCUGAGUUGCCGGGGGUGUCGAAUCGAUAUGCUUGA